AGACGCAGGUGAGGGGCGGAGGCCAGUCGGCUUCGAUCCGUCAAGAGACUCGAGUUGGUUUUGCUGACGAUCCAACUCGUACAUUCGGAGUGAUUGGAUCAGUUUAUUAUCACUCUUGAACCAUACAUAGUCCUGGUGAAGAAUGCGGUUGUUCAGUGAGACGAACUUGUGAUAUACGGACGAUCGACCAAUAUCUUGUGCGUGAUUGAUUGGCACGUGUAUCGUCUCAUCGGCGAGUAGGAGGAAAAAUUCGUCAUUGAAUUUUGCGGGGAGAAACGAGAAACACUUUCGUGCAUUCGUCCGUCCAUCCUUCGCUCGUGUAAUCACGCUUCUGUGCUUAACAGCUCUUACGAUCGAUAAACACACACAAGGUGCGUGUAUAUGUGCAUGUGUGCGCGCGCGCGUAUCGACGAUCACGUAGCGUGCUCGCGCGAGCGACACUGAGAGGAAAGAAGGAGUAAGCAAGCACCAAAUUGCUCCAGUUGACUAGUAGCUCAUUGAAGUAAGUCGGAUCACCGCUAGUACGCAGUCAUGAAGGCGAUGGUAGUGAGCCCGGUGGGUGGUCGAGUACCGCCCAAUCAUCGCGGUGCUCUGCACAACGGCCUGGGAAUCGGCAGGCGCGACCUCGAGGCUGAAGAGGUCGCCGCUUACCUGACGAAGCUGCGUUCCCUCGUGCCGGACAUGCCGCGCAAACGGAAGCUCUCGAAGCUCGAGGUGAUUCAAAGAGUAAUCGAGUACAUCUGCCACCUGCAGACUACUCUCGAGCAGACGAACGCCGUGCAGAAUGCGACGACGACGAAGACGCAGCAGCCGACACGACAGCCGUUGCAACCCCUGCUGAACGCCGCCGUGACCACCACUGCAACAUCCAACGCGACAACAACCAUGUCCGUCACGACGACAACGACAUCCGCCACUGCGACGGUCGCCGAGCGGUGACCUGCCGGCCGAAUGGUUCACUGAGGUACACGUCGCAUCGAGGUCAUCCUCCUCGUGCGGGACUAACGUAAGAAUAGGCCCGCACAAAAUGCGCGUUCCUCGCGCGCCUUGUGGACGUUCACGUGGACUCGGCAAGUUCUCCGCUCAAGUCCUCAUGUCCUCGAUGACUCACAUGGCAAAGGGAGGUGUCGAUCACCCGGAAGAGAUCACUCGAAGAUCACUCGAGGGCGUGCCUGCGAAGAGAAGACACGAUCGAGGAACAUUUUGAAGGGCAGCGCGCGCACACGCUCGAUUUUUAAGUUCGUCGUUCUUCUCCCGUGAAAGGAAAUUGUAAAUACACUUGUAAAUAGACUCAUCGCAUUCCUCGUGAGAUCUUUUUCGCGGUUAUAAGGACCUUCCUUCCUCUUCUUUUUCUCCUUUCCUUAAAAUUGUACCAUUCCAUCGUUUGGUCGAUCGUGUGACGUCUCAUCGCUAGAUCGAAUGUCAUAUUUACCUACCUUUCAACGAGUUUUAUUUCGAUGGACCGUAGAAAAGAAAUUUUCGAUCAAUGUCUGUUUCCCGGCAAGAUACUUCGAACGGCGAUCAUUUGAAAUUUGAAUCACUUAAAUCGAAUUCCGCGGUGGCUGAAAGCGAGAGGUUUCCGCUGAUCACUGCGUAUCAUUUGUGAAUAAUGCGUGUCUCGCGUAAAUGCCAAGCUCGCCAUCUGUUUCUCCCUCUCAAGGGUUUGUUACAUUCGUGUCAUUACAUAGCGCCCCGCCCAACUGGUCGCCGAUCGAUAGUCUUUUUCUUGUUGCAUGGUCUUCUCCUGGGAAAACGCUUCGUCGUCGCGCGUUCGCCGAGUUUUCGAGCAGUCUGUAGAUAGCUGAGAGAAAUUCAUCUCGAGAAAUUUAGAGGAAAUAAUGUCGAUCAAUUCAGGUCUCAAGGCAUACAAGAAAGUAACGUUUAUGUUCAUGCGUGACAAUCGAUUUGCGGCGGUAAAUACGGUAUAAGCGUUGCGAAAUUCAACUCACCGAAAUUACAGCGAUUUUACACAGGUCCACUUUCCUAUGAAGAAUUCAUGCUUUACCGUGUUGCUGAUAUCUUUUAUUAUUGUAUGAUCAUUAUAUAUUGUUGUUAUUAGCCCUUUAUGUUAUAAUUUAGAAAGAGCUAAUUUUCCCUCAUCGAUCCACGUAAAUAUUAUAUAUUUGCGAAGACUGAAAGGCUGUAAAUAGAUGAUUGCGUGAUGCGCUGCACACGCGAAAUAAAUACAAAACUGUGUCCAUAA
Molecule: messenger RNA, 2203 nt
Organism: Ooceraea biroi (clonal raider ant)
Lineage: Eukaryota; Metazoa; Arthropoda; Insecta; Hymenoptera; Formicidae
Gene: emc
Product: Basic helix-loop-helix domain-containing extra-macrochaetae
Biological process (GO): cell differentiation; negative regulation of transcription by RNA polymerase II; circadian regulation of gene expression
Cellular component (GO): nucleus; cytoplasm
Molecular function (GO): transcription regulator activity; protein dimerization activity
Source: RefSeq, a predicted model, not a curated record